AUGACUACAGAACACAGAAGCUUACCUAAUAUCAUUCUUUGUGGCACUCCUGGUACAGGAAAAACAACCCUUGCUGAGCAGCUUGCUGAUGCUUCUGAACUCGAACACUUGUGCAUGGGCACAAUCGUGAAAGAACAUCACUUACAUUUUGGAUUUGAUGAAAAAUGGCAGACAUACGAUGUCGACGAAGAAAAAGUUUUGGAUUAUCUUGAACCAAGGCUAUUAAAAGGAGGCUGUAUUGUCGACUGGCAUACAUGCGGCAUUUUCCCCGAAGAACUAAUUGACUUGGCUAUAGUCUUGAGAACUGAUCAUUCCAAACUAUGGGAAAGACUUGAAGCUAGAGGAUAUUCAUUGCACAAAAUUCAGGAAAACAAUGAAGCCGAAAUUAUGCAGAUCUGCUUGGAAGAAGUAAGAGAAAGUUUUGACCCUAAAAUAAUUGUAGAACUCGAAAGCAAUUCGACUGACGAUAUGGAGUCAAAUAUGUCUCGGUUACUUCAAUGGAUAGAUACUUGGAAAGAAGAUCAUGUAAAUUAA
Molecule: messenger RNA, 534 nt
Organism: Schizosaccharomyces octosporus yFS286
Lineage: Eukaryota; Fungi; Ascomycota; Schizosaccharomycetes; Schizosaccharomycetales; Schizosaccharomycetaceae
Product: nucleoside-triphosphatase
Exons: 2
Coding region: 1-534 (177 amino acids)
Cellular component (GO): cytoplasm; nucleus
Molecular function (GO): AMP kinase activity; ATP hydrolysis activity; ATP binding
Source: RefSeq, a predicted model, not a curated record